Messenger RNA from Pochonia chlamydosporia 170, 1056 nucleotides. RefSeq names its product carbohydrate-binding protein. NCBI's taxonomy places the organism in Eukaryota, Fungi, Ascomycota, Sordariomycetes, Hypocreales, Clavicipitaceae. The coding region runs from base 1 to 1056 and encodes 351 amino acids. The record is from RefSeq and is a predicted model, not a curated record. The transcript is spliced from 2 exons.
AUGUUGAAGUACACUCUUCUGUAUUGUCUCUCGCUCCUCGCAGUUGCACCCAAUGCGUGCAAUGCCAGGGUUGUUGAAAAGGAGACUCGUGCUCCAGCUCCCAAAGCUCAAGUCUGGAGGGGACUAGGCGGAUUGUUUUCAGGCCACCCUGGUGUCGUCUCUUGGGCACCUGGACGGACGGAUGUGUUCGUCAGAGGAACUGACAACGCUGUCUACCACAAGUGGCAAAACGGUGGUCCUGGCUCGGCAUGGGGUCCUAGUGAAACUGGCUACGAGAACCUCGGAGGUACCAUCUAUGGCGAUGUUACCGCCGUUUCCUGGGCUGCAAAUCGCAUUGAUCUCUUUGUUCUGGGCACAGACAACGCCUGUUAUCAUAAAUGGUGGAGUGGCACUGCUUGGAGCAGUUGGGGUUCUCUCGGUGGCGGCAUCAUUGGCGAGAUCAGUGCUGUAGCCUGGGGACCAAACAGACUUGAUCUGUUCGUCCGAGGCAUGGACAACGCAGUCUACCAUAAGUAUUGGAACGGUGCUUGGAGCGGAUGGGAGAACAUGGGUGGCACCAUUGUUGGUAGCCCGCAGGCAGUCUCCUGGGGUGCCAACCGCAUCGAUGUAUUCGUGAGAGGCGCAGAUAAUGCUGUCUAUCACAAGGCAUGGAACGGUUCGUCGUGGUCAGGUUGGAUCAACUUGGGCGGUACGGUCAUGGAUGACAUCACCGCUGUUUCUUAUGCGUCCAACAGAAUAGAUCUGUUCGUCCGAGGAACAAACAAUGCCCUCUUCCAGAAGUCUUGGAACGGAGCAGCAUGGACCGCUUGGGUCAGUCUUGGAGGCACCAUCAUGUCCCGGCCAUCGGCGACAGCCUGGGGUGGCAAGUACAUCACUGUUGCGGCUCAAGGCGGUAACAAUGCGGUAUAUUUGAAGGAAUACAACGGGGCUGCUUGGGGCGACUGGAGAUCUGUCGGUGGUGUGGUGACGGAUGCGCCUGUGAUUAAUCCUCGCGGUGAUUUUGGCGCGGCUGUUUUCGCCAGAGGAACCAAUGCUGCUCUGUAUUCGUAUGAGUAG